AUGGAGGGUCGCCCAGGCAGGGCCAGACAUCCAGGCGGCGUCGCCCCCGCCCGUGGGUCCCGGGGAGUUGGGGAGGGGGUGGCGGUGGCGGCCGAGAACCCAGCGGGAGAUGCCACCUAUGGCCUUCGGGGCCACCGCAGCCCCCCAGCAGUCGGAGGCCGGCGCCCGCGGCGCGCAGUAACAGGUCCCGCGGCCGCGCCCACACUCACCCUGCGCAGCCUUGGAAGCCGAGCGCGUCCGCCAGAGCCGCCGGGUCGCCUUCCACGGCCGCAGCGAAGAAAACAGCCUCCGGCUCUUCUUGCCGCUCUUCUCAGUUGCUCCCAUCUGUGCGCCCGCACCCCUCCCCCGCCGCCCGCCGCCGCCCGAGGGUCGCCUCUCGCUUCCCCGGCCGCCGCGCGUCUGCCAGGUGCCCGGCCGUCGCGGGGGAGGACGCGGCCGCGGGGGGAGGAGCUUGCGGUCGGGCGGGGGGCGGGGGGCACCGCGCUCGCGCCGAGCCGGAGGGCGCUGCCGGCCGAGGCGGGGACGCUGCCGGGAUGCGCCAGCCGGGGGAAGCGCUCAGCAGCUCACGGCUGA
Rangifer tarandus platyrhynchus (Svalbard reindeer) is the source of this 573-nucleotide messenger RNA. The record is from the annotation of a GenBank genome assembly. NCBI's taxonomy places the organism in Eukaryota, Metazoa, Chordata, Mammalia, Artiodactyla, Cervidae.